Acaulospora morrowiae is the source of this 2883-nucleotide messenger RNA. Lineage: Eukaryota; Fungi; Glomeromycota; Glomeromycetes; Diversisporales; Acaulosporaceae. The record is from the annotation of a GenBank genome assembly.
AUGGUCCUUAUGAAAUCAUACGAAAACAGAUUUUCCCUGAGAUUAAAUACACGUGUAAAACGAACGAUUACUCUAAUCUUUAUCCUCGGAUUUUUAAUACAUGGAAUUCUUGUAAUUUCUGAUUUUCAAUUAUCGCCAAUCGACUCUUAUCCAAAAAUUCAAUACAACUUUCAAGAUGCCGAAUCAAUAGAAGAAAGAAACCUCAGAGAGCAGCGUCGUGCUUCCAUCAAAAACGGGUUUCUUCACGCAUGGCGAGGUUACACUAAAUUUGCGUGGGGAUAUGACGAAUUAAAGCCCGUUAGUGAACAAGGAAAUAACAAGUUUAAUGGGUGGGGUGCAACAAUCGUUGAUUCCUUGGACACCUUGUGGAUAAUGGAUUUAAAGGAAGAGUUUAACGAAUCUAGAGAAUUUGUAAGCCAAAUAGACUUUACCCGUAGCGAUCAGGAUACAAAUGUGUUCGAGACAAUAAUUCGAUAUUUAGGAGGGCUUAUAAGUGCUUUCGAGCUAUCAAGGGAUUCUAUAUUUCUAGAGAAAGCAAGAGAAUUGGGAAUCGCUUUAUUGCCUGCCUUUAAUAGCCCCACUGGACUGCCUUAUAAUUACCUACGUCUUAAUCCAGAUGAAGAAGAGACGUAUGCUUGGGGAGGCGGCUUACUAGCCGAAGUAGGAACCUCACUCUUGGAAUUCACAAAACUAACCCAGUUAACUGGUGAUCGUGAAUUUUUCACUAAAGUUGAUAACAUUACCGAAGUCAUUUUCAAAGCUCCCAAAAAAAUUCCAGGACUGUACCCUGUUAAACUUAGUCAAGGUUUGAUCCAAUGUCAGGAAACUUUACGAGCGGAAAUAUCGUUUGGAGCUAACGGAGAUAGUUUUUACGAGUACCUCAUUAAGGAGCACGUAUUAGUCAGAGGGGCACUCGAUAAAUAUCGAGAGAUGUAUAUAGAAUCAAUCGAAAACAUGCAUAAAUAUCUGAUUAAAGAAAGUCCAGUGAAAGAACGACCGGAUCUAUUAUUUAUCGGUGAAUUAGAUAAUACUAGCGAUUUUCUCGGGAAAAUGGGUCAUUUGUCAUGCUUUGUCCCUGGAAUGCUGGCCAUCGGGUCAAAAAUUUUCGACCGACCAAAAGAUCUUGAAGUUGCAAUAAGAUUGGCGGAAACGUGUUAUUGGUCAUAUGGAAUAACAAAGACUGGAAUUGGAGCGGAAGAAGUUUGGUUCGAAAUAUUGGAGGAAGAAAAUAAUAAUGCUGACAAUGCUGGCAAUGUUGACAAUGAUGACUCGUGGAUUUUAAAACGAGAUGGCUCACGAUAUAGAAAUCAUCUUCCAAAGGGGAUUGUUAGAUUAGGUCCAAGUUAUUCAUUACUUAGACCAGAAACCGUCGAGAGUCUUUUUAUCUUAUACCGAAUAACUGGAGACAAGAAAUAUCAGGAACAGGCAUGGGAUAUAUGGCAGUCAUUAGAAAAAUGGACCAAGACACCUGCUGGUUAUUCAGGACUAUUAGAUGUGGAUUCUGACUACGUCAUCAAAGAUGACUGCAUGGAAAGGAUUCCAGAUUCAUCUGGUUUCGUCAGGUUGAUCUGGUUGCAGCCAUUUUACGAGAAUCAUGAUGAAUUAAUUAAUGGAAGAGGCGGAACUACGUAUGAGCAGUGUGGUGGACACAUGGGCACGUAUAAGUUAAACAAUACAAGUUUUGUUGUAAGAACCAUAAACACUCAUGCAGUAACGGGGUUUUCGAUAAGUAAUACGACAAUAUGGACGUCGCCAUCAUUAGAGUCUACGGAUGAACUAUUGAAUUUAAAUUUGACAAACUUUGUGGAUCUUAGAAUCGGGACUGAUAACGAGGGUCAUAUAUUUCCAGGAGCAUGUUUGCCAUUUGGAAUGGUGAAAGUUGGACUUGACACCGACUUUAGCGAAGAUUUUCAUGCUGGUGGCACUGGAGGGGAAGCAAAAUAUGGUGUAAUCAGUCAACUUCCGAUUGUCGUACCACUCUCUGAGCUAAAUCUUUCCGUCAUAAAAUCGCCAAGGUCGUUUGAACGCUUCACACCUGGUUAUUCCAUAUUUGGUCUUGAGCGAUAUAACAUUACUGUAGAGUUAACAGCCACCCGACGAGCCGCAUUACAUCAAUACACCUAUCCCGAAAACGCUAAUAACAAUUCUCAUGUGAUAAUUGAUAUAUCUCACUUUUUGAAACAAGAAUGUCCGUGGUGCGUAGGAAAAUUCCAUGAUGGUGCUAUCUAUUCUGUGAACAAUACUCAGGUAAAAGGCAUGGGUCGAUAUUCAGGCGGAUGGAACCAAGGUGGCCCUUACAAGGUCUAUUUCUGCUCUCAAUUUGAUACUCCGGCGAUAUUUUAUUCCACUUGGUGGAACUUUGUCAUAACGAACACAAGUUUUGAUGUUGGAGCAGAUGGGCAUUCUGUCGGUGCAAUUCUAACUUUUGAUACGAACAGUACACGAGUAAUAAGAUCCAGAGUUGGGAUCUCCUUCAUCUCGGCCACGCAGGCUUGCCAAAAUGCAGAAUCAGAGAUUCCAAAUUUUGAUUUUAUACAAAUAAAGAGAGAGGCAAAUAAAGCUUGGGAAAGAGAGUUAGAGAAGAUAGUGGUUGAGGGCGGUGACGAUGAGAUAAGGACAAUAUUUUACAGCAGUUUGUACCGUACUAUGAUUAUGCCAAGUGACAGAACGGGGGAAAACCCAAAAUGGGAAUCGUUUGAUAAGAAUGGAAAGAUUAUUCCACACUAUGAUGAUUUUUAUGCUUUGGUAAAAAAGGAUGGGACACAUUUAGGUAAAUCACUAGUAAUUCGAAUCAAAUCUUGGAUUCAUCCUCAUCCUUAUAAAAAUAAAUUUAAACCCAGAACCACAAACCCGUUAUAUACUUUAUUCCAACCAAAGCGACAA